AUGCUUUUACAUUCGGCAGCCGGCAUGCAUAACCAUGAGUACUCACAUUCUACCCUUCCUCGACCACAGAGCGAUUUUAUGCCCAGAAGAUCGCCUUUGAAUAGAUCAUCGUUUUCAAAUCCUGGUCCAGAAGUAUCUACAUCUCAAGCUCCAAUACCAGUUUUAUCGACUCAACGCUCAAGAGCACUAUCUGAAUAUAUACCUCGGAACAAACUAGAACAUCAGCAGGUGCAUGCUGUUCGAUUUCAAGAACCUGAAGCGGAUGCCAUGAGUGAAGAUGGCAGGUCGGUUGCAAACUCCGAAGGAAGCCGAACAACGAAUGGGGGUAGACGGGGCAGGAGAUCCUCGAAAGCUAGCACAGCAUACCGUCUAGCACACCCGGCUCCGACUCUGACCCACAAGCAACGGUUAUUAAAUAUUCGCCCGAAAUUGCUAAUGCAAUUGCAGUUAUUGUCAUUUGAUAAAAGGCCCAAGCCAACCUUGGAUGUCCUUCCUUCCACAGUCGUCGUCUCCAGAUUGGCCAAAAGAUUUCCUCGAAUGUUUAGAGGAAAGGGUGAAUUAGGAGCAAACGAUAUUAUGAUUGUGAAGAGUGAAGAAUAUGAUAUACCGGAGGGCUCCAUGGAUGACACGGACUCUGAUGAGGAGAGUUUCUCGAAUCGGGAACUCAUCGCAGUCAUUUGCCAAUUGCCCAGGGACGAAGGAGGCUCUCAAGGAAAGGCCGAAAUAGUUUUAGGCGAUGGUUCUGUCUGGUUGGCAAGCCCGUUACCAACCGGAGCUUAUGAGAUGACCAAGUUUGACGAAUCCGGGACGAAAGUGACUACUAUUAGAUGGAGAUCACAAAGGCGUCAGUGA
Molecule: messenger RNA, 852 nt
Organism: Sclerotinia sclerotiorum 1980 UF-70
Lineage: Eukaryota; Fungi; Ascomycota; Leotiomycetes; Helotiales; Sclerotiniaceae
Exons: 2
Coding region: 1-852 (283 amino acids)
Source: RefSeq, a predicted model, not a curated record